UUUCGAUUUUAAAUCGAAACUGAAAGUUCAGUUUUUCCAUACGGAGUUCCUCGUCGUUUUUCCAACCUGGCAAUGCAUUUGAUAUACAAGCUUCCCGCCACUAUAACACGGCGUUAUUUUCACAAUAUUUGCAGAAAAAUGUCUUCAAACGGAGGAGAUACAUCACCAGCUAAGAAACCAAAGAUUGUCAAUGAUGACAAAAGUAAAAGAUUUGUUUGGGUCGACUUGGAGAUGACUGGAUUAGACAUUGAAAAGGAACACAUUAUAGAGAUGGCUUGUCUUGUUACAGAUACAGAACUCAAUGUUAUAGCUGAGGGUCCUAAUUUAGUUAUUAAUCAACCAGAUGAAGUUUUAGAUAACAUGGGAGAAUGGUGUAAACAACAUCAUGGAGAGUCUGGAUUAACAGAUGCUGUGCGAAAAAGUGACAUUUCUCUAGAAAAAGCAGAACAAAAUAUGUUGAACUUUAUCAAGGAACAUACAACAGAGAGUACUGCUUUACUGGCUGGAAACUCAAUCCAUGCUGAUAGAAUGUUUCUGAACAAAUACAUGCCAAAAUUCUUAAAUCAUCUACAUUACAGAAUACUAGAUGUCAGCACAGUCAAAGAACUUUGUCGGCAUUGGUAUCCAGAAGAAUACCAAAAGGCACCAAAGAAAAAAAUAGCUCACAGAGCCCUUGAUGACAUCAAAGAGAGCAUGCAAGAACUGAAAUUUUACAAAGGAGCCAUUUUUAAAUAGCUUGUACAAAAUGUACAUGAUCAUUACAUGUAGUAAAUUUGAUUGAAUUCAACUUCAAAGUACAGUUAAUGUGGAUACAAUUUGCACAGCCAUGUUUCGUUAACAGGAAGUGGUUGAGAAUGACAACAGUAAACUGAAAUUUAGUGUAAACCUUUCACACUCUCUAUAAACAUGUGUUGAUUCGAACUUGUUGUAAAUAUUGUCAACUUUUAAUGUAUACUGAAUACCUUUUAUACUUGUGCAUAUAUGGUGUUAGUUAUAUUUGUUAUGCAUAAAGAAAGAACUUUAGUUGUUA
Mytilus trossulus (common blue mussel) is the source of this 1030-nucleotide messenger RNA. RefSeq names its product oligoribonuclease, mitochondrial-like. Gene Ontology annotation, molecular function: 3'-5'-RNA exonuclease activity; nucleic acid binding. Bases 73 to 735 code for a protein of 220 amino acids. NCBI's taxonomy places the organism in Eukaryota, Metazoa, Mollusca, Bivalvia, Mytilida, Mytilidae. Gene Ontology annotation, cellular component: mitochondrion. The transcript has 6 exons. The record is from RefSeq and is a predicted model, not a curated record.